Molecule: messenger RNA, 1127 nt
Organism: Bactrocera neohumeralis
Lineage: Eukaryota; Metazoa; Arthropoda; Insecta; Diptera; Tephritidae
Product: keratin-associated protein 5-5-like
Exons: 4
Coding region: 113-715 (200 amino acids)
Source: RefSeq, a predicted model, not a curated record
UCAAAAAUUUUUCAUUCAUUUCUAAAUUUUCAGCCCUUUUAGCUGUAUCUAAAUUUCAAGUGAACUUAUUUUCUUUAAAAAGUUAAAAAAAAUUUAAAAAACACGUCUCAAAAUGUGCGACCCUUGCUGCUCUCCCUGCGGACCGUGUCCAUCGCCUUGCGGCCCAUGUGGGCCGUGCGGGCCCUGUAGCCCCUGCGAUCCAUGCUGUGCACCGUUUGAGCCUAGAGCGUGUCGUAGUCGCGAAUUGCGUUGUGGAAUUAUGUACACUACCUGCGACUGUAUCAAAAGAAAUGGCUUGCAAGACCGAUGUCCGCGAUCGCUUUGCCAGGGGCGUGCUGCAUGUAUGUGCUUCCCCGUUCCGAAUUGCUGUCCAGCCUCGUUUCCACUGCGCUAUGCCAAUAUGACAAUGGGUGUGAAUAAUAGACGAAUGCGUUGCAAGGAAACCGCCGCAUUAUGUGCGCGAGCCUGUGGUGGUUGUGCACCGUGUGGCCCAUCAUGUGGACCCUGUGGUCCUUGUGGUCCCUGUGGGCCGUCAUGUUCUCCGUGUUGUGAUACUGCUUGUUGUGGUGCAUCGAAUCCACCAUGUGGUGCACCAGCUCCGAUACCAUGUCCACCGGCACCAGGCUGUUGUCCACCAAUUGUGGAAGCUGGUGUCCCAAAUCCGUGUGUGUGGAAUUGUAAUAAUACGCCUCCAACAUAUCCAUGUGGUUUUUAAAUAUUAUUCUAAGGAAGGAAGCUAAGGCAGAUUACUUUUACGACUGAUAAAGGAUAAUGACAACAAUACAUUAUUGUCGUUGUGUAACGAAUCCAAUACUCGCGCGAAGGCAUCGAAAUGGUAACGAUUUGGACGCUGCAGUCCCAUUAUAAAUGUAUAUAUAUCAAAAUUCCACAAAUACGAGAGAUUCCAAUGGGAACACGUUAACUAAAAAUGCGUACGCAAAGAGAAAAGUACGAUGUAAAACGAAGAAAAGACCGAAAGAGAGCAAGAAAAAAAGGAAGUGAGGAGUUUCAUUAAAUUCAGUGCGAGACAUCCUUUUCACGUUUAAGUACUUUGACAAACUUUCGAAAAUUUUUGUUUUUCUUUUUUUAAUAAAAGCUUGGUAGUGGCUAUUUUUAUUAAAACUCUA